Molecule: messenger RNA, 7355 nt
Organism: Lepidothrix coronata (blue-crowned manakin)
Lineage: Eukaryota; Metazoa; Chordata; Aves; Passeriformes; Pipridae
Gene: CEP164
Product: centrosomal protein 164
Exons: 34
Coding region: 252-4061 (1269 amino acids)
Molecular function (GO): protein binding
Source: RefSeq, a predicted model, not a curated record
CGGGGUCCGGUUUAGCGGCCGCGGCGGCUCCCGCGCUCCCGGCAACGGCGGCGGCCCCGGAGCGGGUCCGGGCCCGGGGCCACGGUGCCUCUCAAGCACUGAAAGGCCGCGGUAAGUUCUCCCCGGGUGCGCCGAGGCAGCGUCUCCAAGAGAAGAGUGAGCCAUCCAGCGCUAAUUCCGGGGAUGGAAAAUGGGGCUGAGUUAGAGCUGGGACGGGAAAACGCGAACGGAAGGCCCUGAGUGUGGGAGCCAUGGAGAGGGGACUCGUGGCAGGGGCCGUGCGCAUCGGGAACCAGCUCAUUCUGGAAGAAGAUUACAACGAUUCCUACGUUCCUGAUGAGCAAGAAAUCCGGAACUUUGCACCGAUAAUCGGGAUUGACCCCGAGAAGGAGUCAGAGCUGCUGUGGCUGGCCAGGGAGUGCCUGGUGGCCCCGUUACCCCCUGACUGGAAGCCCUGCCAAGACACCACUGGUGAUGUGUAUUACUUCAACUUUGCAACGGGCCAGUCCAUGUGGGAGCACCCCUGUGAUGAGCAGUACAGGGAGCUGGUGAUCCGGGAGAGGGAGAAGCUGCUGGCACAGGGCAGCCUGAGGAAGGAGAAGAAAGAGAAGAAGCAGAAGAAAGAAAAGAAAGAGAAGAAGGACAAGAAGGAGAAGCAGUCGCGGAAGCAAACCCCUCCCUUGGGCCCCCACCUGGCCCCCAUCCAGCUGCCCCUGGGGACCCUCUCUCCUCUCCGUGGCCUCGCUCCGUCUCAGCCCGUCGUCCUUCGUGGGUCCCCGAGCGUGGGCAGUGUGGUGGACUCCGACCUGAUGGCCAGGGAAGGAACACAGCUUGCAGAGAUCUGUAAGCCCACUGGGCACACCAGGAACCUGCUGGGCUUGCUCUGUGACGACGAGAAGAUUUCCCUGGACACGGCGGCUCUGGAUAAAUGGAGAAACGAGGAGGACGACAGUGAAAAUGAGAGUUUCCGUGGGACAUCAGGACUGUUAAAAAACCUGUACUUGGAUGUCGACGCCCUGGGAGGCAGCUUUGACUUUGAGCUUUCAAAGGCGUCGGAGAUCAGCGGGGAGGACCUGCAUGUCUCCAACGGCUCCAACAGGGAGCUGGCUCAGCCUGUGGUGUUGGGCUUCCAGAGCCAGCUUCCUGAGGAAGUACUGGAUGCAGGGGCUCCUGUCUUAGGCAGCCCCGUGUGCAAGGCCCAGGAGCUGGGAGAAGAGGAAAAAGACCAAAGCAAAGCCAGUACAGAGGAAGAGCAAAGCAAAAGAACAAAAGCUCCUGAGAGCGAGAGGGAUCUCGGUGCUUGUGAAACACCAGAGGAGUGUUUGGGUUUAGAGAACCCCGAUGGGGAGGAGGCGGCGGCCCUGGAGCGGGAGGAGGGAUCGCUGGGCAGCCCGAUGGAUCCAGAGGAGCUGUCUGCCCCACGGGACACGCAACCUGAGGAGGAAAUCAAGGACCAGCAGUCCUUGAACCAGCCUAAAGAAGAAUCCCUGGAGGAAAGAACCAAGAAUGUGGAGACAGAGCUUGAGCAAGAGGAAAUUCAUUUAUUUCAAGCAAAGGAGGAGAAAAUUCAGCAAUUCCAGGAGGAGACAAGGCAGGAGGAGGAAGCAGAGAAGCUUGAUCAGCAAAAAGAAAAAUCCCUCAGGACUCCAGAAGAAGACUUGGCAAAGGUUUCUGAGGAGGAAGAGCUGCGUGUCAGAGAGGAAGAAGCUGAGAGACUGGCGAAGCUGAGAGCCAAGAUCUCCUCAGAGACGGAGGCAGAGGAGGAGAGGAUGAGGGCAGAGCAGGAGGCCACGCUGCAGAAACUAAGGGAAGAGUGGGAAUCCCAGCAGCUGAAGGAGAAGGAGAGCCUGGAGAGGAAGCAGCAGCUUGCCUUGGAGGAAAUGAAGGUGGAAAUGGAGGAAGCCCAGCGGAAAGAGAUCAGGGAGCUGGAACGAGAGAAGGAACAGUUCCUGAGCGAGGUCAGGGAGAGGUUAGACAGGGAGAAGAAGAAGGCAGUAGAGGAGCUGGAGAAACAGUUUGCAGGUGAACUCCAGCAGCUGAAGUCUGCAGCAGAAGAGAAGCAUCGUGAGGUCAUUUCCAGCCUGCAAACCCAGCUAGCAGAGGCACAGAGCAGCCAGGAGGCUCAGCUGCGGGAAGACUUGCAGAGAGCGGGUCAGAAAGUGCAGCAAAAAGCCUUCCAAGUGAAGGAAUACGAGCGGGAGCUCAGCGAGCUCAUGAGCGAGAAACGGCACGAGGUGGAAAGAGACCACGAGAGGAGGAUGGAGAGGAUGAGACAGGAGCACCGGGAGGCCUUAGCCCGGAUUAAGGAGCAGUUUGAGGAGGAGGAGCGGAGGCGGAGGUCGGAGCUGCUGCAGAGGGUGCAGAGCGAGACCCUGCAGCUCUGGCAGUCCCACAACGCCGAGGUGAAGGCUCUGCAGGAGGAGCUGGAGGGGAGGCUCACCGACCUGAAGCACAGGCACAGGGAGAAGGAAAGAAAAAUCCAGGAUGCGGAGAACGAGCUUGAAAUACGUGCAAAGAGCCUCCAAGCCAGAUCAGAGCAGCUCCUCAGCCAGGAGGAGGACCUGCGAAGGAAAAGGCAGCAGCUGCUGGAUGAGGACAGGAGGACACAGCUGGAAAGGGAUGAAGCUGCUUUGGCCUCUCAGCUGCGCCUGGAGGAGAGCAGGAAGGAGCAUGGCAGCCUCCUCGAGUCCGUCCGGCAGCUGAGGAAGUCUCUGGAAGAGCUGCAGGACCAGAAGGCUGAGCUGGAGGCCCAGGUGGACCUGCUGCAGACCCGGAGCCAGAGGCUGCAGAAGCGCAUCGGUGAGCUGGAGGAAGCAGUCAGGAGCAGGCAGGAGACUCUGAAAGAACUGGAGGCAGAAGAGAGUGUGGAGUCUCCAAGAAAGCAAACUGAGCUCCGUAUUGAAGACCUGAGAGAAAGUACUCAAGCUCCCUCAUCCAGAGAACUUGCCUCCUCAGCCUCUCAGAGCCACGAGGAAAGCGACUUCCAGUGUGAUCCUGUCCGGAGCUACAUCUCUGCGGAAGGGGCCUCCCUCCGGAGUGCCAAGGAGUUCCUGCGGCACCAGACCCGCUCCAUGAGGAAGAGGCACUCGGCGCUGAAGGCUGCGAGGGUGCAGUGGCGCCAGGACCUGCAGAGGGCACAGGAGGCACUGCAGGAUCCCCACAGCUCCCAGCUCCUGGAGGGCAUGCGCCAGAACCUGGAGGAGGAGGCAAAGCACUUGGACAAGAUGAAGUCGGCCAUGCAGAAAGGGCAGGUGCUGCUGCAGAAGAAGGAGGAGAAGCUCAGCCAGCUGGAGUCUUCACUGCUGGAGGAGCUCUCAGAUGAGGAUACACUGAAGAGUGCUGCCUGCAAGAAGGUGGUGACUUUUGAUCUGAGUGACUCUGAGGACACAGAGAGUGCAUCCAUUGGAGAACUGUGUCAGCCUAAAUUUGAUUUUAGGACGGAUUUAUGGCCUGUCCCCCAGCUGGACAAGAUCCAGCACUUGAGGGACUCUCUGCAGUGUAUCACCAGUGAGCUGAACGGGGUCCUGGGUGUCCUGGACUCCCUGAGCCAUCACCACACUCCUCUCUUCGCCUCGACAGCCCGUGAUGGCAUCCCUCUGUCCACAUAUUCCUCCUUGGCAGGCCUGCAGGCAGGCAGCUCCCUGGGGGAUAUUUCCAGGGUGCCUUCCACCGACAGGUGGGCCUGGAACAGUGGGCUGAGCACCGGUGUCUCCAUCUCAGGGCGGUCAGUGGACAACAUCCUGGCAGAGAAAUGGCACAGGUAUUUCCCAGAUGGGAUCUCAUCGCUCAGUGGGAAUCCCAAGCCUCUGGACAACAAGCUGGGAUACAUACCUGCAGAUGAACAAAUCCGGCAGCUGCAGCAUUCCAGGUUCCACGAGCCGGGGAAGAUGAGCAUCGAAGGAAUGAUCGAGAGCAACAAGAAAUGGCUGAAAAGCUUCAGGAAGGACUCAAAAGCACCUCUCUCCCCACGUGCACAGAAGCCCCCGGCCAGCAGCACCAGCCCCAGCCUCCUCCAGCUGGGAAUGGAUGAAAACAGGCAAAUUAAGGUGUACCACUACUAAAAGAUGCCGAGCCACUUGCCAUUUUGCCUGAUGAGGACGCCUGCACUUCAAGGGAUCCCAUCUGUGAAAAAUGAUCUUCAAAGCCAUUUCUCCUGAGAUGCCCCUCACCCUCCGUGCUGUGUGUGCUCCUCGGGUGGGUGAUGAUGCACAGCCCCCUCCUGCUCUGCUCCUGGGUGGUGUGUGCUGGCACACGCCGUGAGCACGGCAGGGGGAUGUUUACAUGCAAAUAGAAAUAUAUUUUUGAUGAGCAUCGUUUUAAAACUCUUAAGAAUGUUUGUAUAUUUUAUUUUACUUUUUUUUUUUUGCUUAUUUUCUUAGAAUUUUUGUAAUUACUCAGCCAGCCUUAGUCCUCUCUAGGAAGGGAGGGAUCAAAACACGGGUUUCCCAUCUGCUGUCGGAUUGCACCAACCCCUGUCUGUAGGGAUUUUGCUUUUAGUUUCCUGGAUACUGGGGGAAACAUGGCAACCUUCCAGUCAGGUGUUUUAGAAGGGACUCCAUGGUUCUGGCUCACUGUGGCUAAAGCCAUUAUCACUGAGUCCACUCUGUGUGUUGGGAGAAGCAUGGAUUAGUGCUGCAGAGAAAUACCAGUUUUUUUAACAAUAACUCGGUUUGAAACGUGUUCCUUUUUCCUGUUAAAACCUGGGAUAGCAGCUGUAUCUGGUUUUGUACAAAAUUAAAUCAACAUGAGCCUGUUUUGUGUGAUGGUGGUGGUUGUAGCUCUAUUUUGUUGUAGCUCUGGAUAUCCAGCUGUACUUGCCUCUCACAUCGUUCCCUUGCUUGUCUCUGGGCAGUCUCAUGUUUUGUCUUCUCAAGGUCAUUUCUGGCAGUUUCCAAGACCACUUCAGCUCGUUGUGGCCUUAUUACCAUUAUUCUUUUAAGCAUCUGGUCAGGGUAGCAAAUGCAGGGACAGGAAAAGCUAAAAACCAAAACUACAGAACCAAGACAAGGUGUUGUGCUGGAGCUUCUCUCUGGCACCUUGGGAUCUGUUAAAAUUGUGUAACUGGAGAUUGGCUGUGGCUGCUGAUUUCCCAUGUAUUUGGGAGCAGCCAGGAAUUCCCCCAGCAGUGCACUGGGUGCUUCUGGGAUCCCGUGGUGGGAUUGCUGAGUAAUGCUCUCCUUAGGAAUUAGGGAGGAUUGGUGACGUUCUUCUCUCUUCCCGUGGCUUGUUCCUGUCCCCCUGUGGCUUCCUGCCAGCCACCCGUGGGAGCUGGAGGACUGGUGAGGCACAGUGUGUGGAUCAGCUGGUCAUGCAGAAAUGGAGGCUGAUAAUUUUGUCCUUAAAAAGAAAACACACCACCACCACUUGACUUGCCCCAGUUCCUGCAAAGAGCACAGGGCAGCUCUGAGACAUCCCAAGUCCGGUCUGGACUGUGAGAGCCUCCUGGUGUGGGGGUUUUGCUGUGAUCUGAACCCAGCCUGGGGCUGGGCUGUGCGUGUGUGUCUGUGCUCACUGCCCUGCCCGUGUACCUGGAGAAGGGGAUUUGCUUUUCCUGGAAUGCCAGCAGCGUGUCUGUUGGAGAAACUCGGCGAUUAGAAGUUAAAAGGGCAGCGCUCGAUUACUUCACCAGGAGGAGCUCGAGCCAUAAGCUCAUUAAGGGCUUGGUCUCUGCCUGCCCAAGGAGGGACACUUCAGUCCCUGGCUGCUCGGACAUCACCGUGCUCUGCUCCCAGAGCUGUGCCUUCCCGGGACAGAGGGAGCCCCUGGACACCCCGGCCAUGCUGGGCACCCUGAUGACAGCGCUGUUCUUUGUGGUGAGGGCGGUCAGGCAGGUGAGUCCGGGCUGGGAUUUAUUGCUUCCCUUUUAUUUCUCCCCUAGGGCUGCUCUCCGUGGAGACAGGGAGAGGAGGCAGUGGUCUCCACUUAUCCUGGUGGGAAUGGCCUUCUGUGCCUGCUCAGCCCCUGGCUGGGAGGUUUGGGAGCCCUGUGGGCUCUGCAGCCCCAGGACCUCCCGAUGAGCUGCUCGUCAGGGUGGUGCCAGGAAGGGUUCUGGUCACUGGUGGUGCAUGUGGAGGAGCAGCAAUUUCUGUUGCUCUUCCCCUUUCUCUGCUGUCCUCUUACCUGCUGCAAACCCUUUCUGUGUGCAGCUGGAGACCAGCCUGUUCCGUGAGGAGCCCCUGCCUUACCUGGUGUACCAGCCCCUGCCCUGGCAGAUCCAGUGCGUGUCCCAGAGCCGCCGCACCAGCCGGGACAGCGAGAGAGGAAAGAGCUCUCGGCACAACAGCAUCUACUCACUUUCUGGAGACAAAGGUGAUGUGACCCCUGAUGACAGCAAGGACAGCACGUUCUUCAGCGACCCUUCGGAGAGGGCAGCCAUCACCAUCCAGACCCACUUCAGGAGGUACCAGCAGCAGAAGCAGGAAAAGAAGUAGAUACAUCAGCCACCCGUGCCCUGCACUGUCCCUCCUGUUUGUCUGUUCUGUACCCCAGAGACAUUUGGGGCUGUGGUGACUGUGAACCUGCCCCUGAACCUACACCUGCACCCCCUUGGUGCAGCUGUAGGUUCUCUGCCCUUGUGUUGGUCGCUGCUCAGAGCGAGCUCUCUGUCCUGCUGUCCUUCCCCAGACAGCAUUGCCUUGUGGGCCAGGGUGCAGCUGGAAGGGGGCUGUUGAGGACCUUGGAACAGGGGGGUGAUGCUGCAGCCUGUCCUUGGCCAGCCCUUGGGUCACAAUGAGUGAGUCCCAGCAGCUGUGUGGGUGGCAGUGGGGCCCUGCACAGCUGAAGGUGGUUGUGCUGGCUGGUCUCUGCCCAGCUGGGGCUUGUUUCACUCACCACUGACCCUCCCCUGUGCCUCUGCCUCCUUCACUCUGCUUCUGGAGUUGGAUGGAACAACUACCUUUGUCCUCUGCUCUGGGUGGAUGGCUGGCAGAGGUGCCAGCACAGUGUCCAGGAGCCAGCCUGGAGUGGGAAUGUCACCGAGGGGAUGUGCUGCAGGCAACUCAGGAGCUGAGCUGUGAGCUGAUCUUACCUUUUCUUGGGGACAACUGGUUGGGGUGCCAGAGCAAGUGUGGGGUGAGACUCUGUCUCCUGAAGCUGAACCUGCUUUUCUUCCUGAGGCAGCCCUCUGGUAAUGCUGGUGUUUGGGUUAGAGCCCACCCAGCCCCUUGCUCUGGUGCUUUGGUGCAGCAAAGCUGAACAGAGACCUGCAGGCAGGUCAGGCAGGGACAGGAGUCCAGGAGAGUCUUGGGUCUGAGUGUCUCUGUUUCUGAGUGCUGUUGUUUGCAGCUUGAAAGAGGGAAUAUGAAAGCACAGAGCUCUGGGCCAGCACAGAAACAGGAGAUUUGCUGUGAGCAGGG